This is a messenger RNA of Euleptes europaea (tarantolino), 1608 nucleotides long. It is a transcript of the gene DMRTA2, whose product is annotated as DMRT like family A2. Gene Ontology annotation, biological process: germ cell development; regulation of transcription by RNA polymerase II; sex differentiation. NCBI's taxonomy places the organism in Eukaryota, Metazoa, Chordata, Lepidosauria, Squamata, Sphaerodactylidae. Gene Ontology annotation, cellular component: nucleus. Gene Ontology annotation, molecular function: DNA-binding transcription factor activity, RNA polymerase II-specific; protein binding; RNA polymerase II cis-regulatory region sequence-specific DNA binding. Bases 1 to 1608 code for a protein of 535 amino acids. The transcript has 2 exons. The record is from RefSeq and is a predicted model, not a curated record.
AUGGAACUGCGGUCCGAGCUGCCCAGCGUGUCCUCGGCGCCUCCCAGCUCGGUGGCGGCGGCGGCGGCGGCGGCGGCGGCGGCGAGCCUGCCGGUGAGCGUGGCCGGGAGCCUCCUGCGGGGGCCGCCGCUGCUCCUGCGGGCCGCCGAGAAGUACCCGCGGACGCCCAAGUGCGCCCGCUGCCGCAACCACGGCGUGGUGUCGGCGCUCAAGGGCCACAAGCGCUACUGCCGCUGGAAGGACUGCCUGUGCGCCAAGUGCACCCUGAUCGCCGAGCGCCAGCGCGUCAUGGCCGCGCAGGUGGCGCUGCGCCGGCAGCAGGCGCAGGAGGAGAACGAGGCCCGCGAGCUGCAGCUGCUCUACGGCACCGCCGAGGGCCUGGCCCUGGCCGCCGCCAACGGCAUCAUCCCGCCCCGGCCCGCCUACGAGGUCUUCGGCUCGGUGUGCACCGCGGACGGCGGCGCGGGGGGCUCAGAGGCCAAGCUGCAGAAGUUCGACCUGUUCCCGAAGGCGCUGCUCCCCGGCCGGGCCGCCACCCCGCAGCAGGCCAAGCCGUCGUCGCCGGACGGGGCGGAGGGCGGCGCGGGCCCCUCCUCGCCGGAGCCCCCCCGCCACGGCUGCGCCUCGGGCUCCGAGAACGGCGACGGCGAGUCCGCGCUCAGCUCGCCCGGCUCGAAAGGCGCCAAGGACGGCGGCGGCGGGGGCGGCGGCGGGGGCGAGGAGGAGAGCGCGGCCGGCUCCGCCAGCCCCCUGGGCUCCGACUCGGGCUGCUCCGAGGCCGAGCGGGAGGAGGCCGGCGCCCCGUCGCCCGGCCUGGCCGCGGCCGUGGCGGGGGGCGGCGGGGGGCGGCAGCAGCGGACGCCGCUGGACAUCCUGACGCGCGUCUUCCCCGCCCACAAGCGCAGCGUGCUGGAGCUGGUGCUGGCCGGCUGCGGCGGGGACGUGGUGCAGGCCAUCGAGCAGAUCCUCAGCAACCACCACCACCACCAGCAGCACCACCAGCACCCCCGCGGGGGAGGAGCGGCAGGCGGCCCCGGGCAGGCUCUGGCCGCCGCCGCCGCCGCCGCCUCGGGCCUGGCCUCGGCCGACAAGGCCGGCGAGGAGGCGUGGCCGCGCGGCGCCGGGGACGCGGCCGGGCCUCUGGGCGGCCUGCAGCCUUCUCCCGCCGGCGCCGUCUCGCACCACCGCCCCCUGCUGGCCGGCGCCAUGACGCCCGCCAUCGGCGCGCUCGGCAGCCGCUCGGCCUUCUCGCCGCUGCAGCCCAACGCCACCCACUUCGGCGCGGCGGCGGCGGCCGAGGCCAGCGCCUACCCCCUGGGCACGCACCUCGGCCUCAGCCCGCUGCGCCUGGCCUACUCGGCGGCCCACAGCCGCGGCCUGGCCUUCAUGACGCCCUACUCCACCGCCGGCCUCAUGCCCACGCUCGGCUUCCGCCCGCCCAUGGAGUACGCCUUCAGCGACCUCAUGCGCGACAGGUCCGCCGCCGCCGCCGCCGCCGCUGCUGCCGCUGCCGCCGCCGCCGCCGCCGCCGGCGCCCACAAGGAGCAGGCCUACCCCAACGGGGGGAUCUACGGGCCUCUGGUGAACAGCGCCCCGGAGAAACAGUAG